Magnolia sinica is the source of this 309-nucleotide messenger RNA. RefSeq lists its product as uncharacterized. Bases 1 to 306 code for a protein of 101 amino acids. NCBI's taxonomy places the organism in Eukaryota, Viridiplantae, Streptophyta, Magnoliopsida, Magnoliales, Magnoliaceae. The transcript is spliced from 3 exons. The record is from RefSeq and is a predicted model, not a curated record.
AUGUUGGAUGUUUCAAGACACUUUGACACUUGGAACACGUGUCAUGUCCAGAACUUUUUUCCCCUGCUGAAGAUCUGUACCAUUUUUGACAGAUAUAACAAUGAUGCUGAUGUUCCUGUUUUAUUGCAAAGUGGCAAUGAAGAGAAAGAACCUUCUAGAGCUGUUAACACUAAAAUUGGGAGCGAGGGGCAUGCCAGUGGUGACCCAUCUUACCAGGUGAUGCUCGAAAGCUAUGUUCUUCAGCUUCUUUGUGUGCAAAAGGUACUGAAGGAAGCAUCAGAACCUAAUAAUGUGAAGAAGGUAUGAUGC